AUGGCUGCCGAGCGCCACGUCCACGAUGCGGCUGCCAGCGACCAGGCCAUAGCGACGGGCGUGGAAAACGAUCCCAAGGGAAAGAAUUUUGUCACAACCAAAGCAGCAGAUCUUGAGGCCGACGCACGUGGGGACGGUGAUCAGGGAUCCGAUGGCUCUUUAUUUGGAACCUCCGAAAGAAAGGAAAUCACACCUGUUGAGGCGUUCAAAUGGAGUGUCGAGGGAGAUCAGUCGCCUUUUCCUGAGGUGGCUGCGUGUGUCUCCAACAAGGAUGACCCCAAUAUACCAUGUAAUACUGUCCGCGCCUGGGUCCUCAUGACAAUUUUUGUCAUGCUCUUCUCAGCUGUCAACCAGUUCUUUGGUCUACGAUAUCCAUCGCUUUCAAUUGGCUAUGUCGUAGCGCAACUGCUGGUCUAUCCCAUCGGUCGCGCCUGGGAGAAGCUUCCUCGCUGGAGAGUUCCUCUGGGCAAGUUUACUUUCGAUGUCAACCCUGGUCGGUUUAGUGUCAAGGAGCACGCUCUGAUUGUCAUUUGUGUAAACAUUAGCGCAAGUACAGCAUAUGCCUUGGGCGCUCUGGUGGCGAUCGAAAGCCCUGUUUUCUGGAAUCAAGACUUCGGUGCCGGGUUUGGCUUUCUCUAUCUUCUAACCACUCAGAUGCUGGGAUUUGGGUUUGCUGGACUCGCUCGUCGCUGGCUCGUUUAUCCCGCUGCUCUCGUCUGGCCAACUUCGCUAUCGUCCACGGUCCUCUUUCGUGCGCUUCAUGAGCCUGAAUCGCGCACUCCAGCCAACGGAUGGACGAUCACCCGAUAUCAGUUCUUUGGCUACUUUACGCUGUUUGCGUUCGUGCUAUUUUGGUUCCCCGAUUACAUUUGGACCAGUCUCAGCACGUUUGCCUUCAUCACAUGGAUCGCGCCUCACAAUCAGAAAGUCAACACACUAUUUGGCAUGAACUCUGGCCUUGGUCUGCUGCCAAUAAGCUUCGACUGGACUCAGAUCAACCAGGCAGGAAAGCCUUUGAUUACGCCUUUCUAUGCUACGUGCAACGUGUUUGCUGUUGUGGUUCUGUUCUACUUCUUUCUCGCCCCAAUAUUCUACUAUACGAAUGUUUGGAAUAGUGCAUACCUUCCUCUUCUCUCAUCGAGCACCUUCGACAACACCGGGUCAACGUAUAAUGUCACACGAGUGGUCGACGAAAGUCUCAACUUUGUGGAAGACAGAUACAAAGAAUAUUCACCCAUGUAUAUCUCCAUGUCCUACGCUCUCACAUUCGGGCUCUCCUUCGCCGCCGUCACUUCCAUGGUCGUCCAUACCUACCUCUAUCACGGCUCUGAGAUCUGGGCCAAGCUCAAGAAUUCCCGCGCCGGUGGUGAGGAUAUCCAUCGCCGUCUCAUGCACGCGUACAAAGAAGUACCCGACUGGUGGUAUGCAUUGCUUACGGUUGUGGUGGUGGGGUUGAGUAUCCUCACAGUGCGAUUCUGGGAGACGGGGCUUCCGGUCUGGGGGUUCAUCGUCGUUUGCUGUGGUCUUCCGGCAAUUUUGACCAUUCCGGAGGGGAUUCUUGAGGGAACGACUAACCAGCGUGUUUUUCUCAAUAUUAUCACCGAGCUCAUUGCGGGAUAUGCUUGGCCCGGCAAGCCCAUUGCUAACAUGAUGGUCAAAUGCUACGGACAUAAUUCCAUCAAGCAUGGCAUGGACUUCGCCCAGGACCUGAAGCUGGGACAAUAUAUGAAAAUCCCGCCUCGUGUUUUAUUUAUGGGCCAAAUUUAUGCCUCCGUUCUGUCGACCAUGACUCAGACCGGGGUUCUCCGGUGGAUGUUCGGCCACAUCACUGACCUCUGUCAAUCGACCAACACUCAACGGUUUACCUGUAACGGAGCCAAGGUGGUUUACAAUGCAUCGUUGGUGUGGGGAACGAUUGGUCCGCAAAGAAUGUUCCAAAGUGGACAAACUUACAGUGGACUGAUGUACUUCUUUCUAAUUGGACCUGUUGUUACCGUACUAGUGUACCUAGUAUAUCGACGUUUCCCCAACAGUUGGCUACGAUAUGUCAACAUCCCGGUCUUCUUCAAUGGUGCCGGCAAUAUUCCUCCUGCGACAACCACGCAAUAUUCCCUGUGGUUUAUUGUCGGAUUCAUAUUCAACUACCUUAUCCGAAAGCGUGCAUUCCCAUGGUGGAAACGGUAUAAUUAUCUCCUUCAAGCCUCCAUGGAUACCGGUACCGCGUUGGCGACUAUAAUAAUCUUUUUCGCCUUGGGCUAUCACGGUGUGAAGCUCAACUGGUGGGGAAAUACCGUUGGAUCAAACACAGAUGACGCAAAUUCUGUCCCCUGGCUGACAGUGUCCAACGGAGGGCAUUUUGGCAGAGGACCGGGCGAGUUUUAA
Molecule: messenger RNA, 2382 nt
Organism: Aspergillus steynii IBT 23096
Lineage: Eukaryota; Fungi; Ascomycota; Eurotiomycetes; Eurotiales; Aspergillaceae
Product: OPT superfamily oligopeptide transporter
Exons: 12
Coding region: 1-2382 (793 amino acids)
Biological process (GO): transmembrane transport
Molecular function (GO): oligopeptide transmembrane transporter activity
Source: RefSeq, a predicted model, not a curated record